Messenger RNA from Lasiosphaeria miniovina, 546 nucleotides. RefSeq lists its product as uncharacterized. Lineage: Eukaryota; Fungi; Ascomycota; Sordariomycetes; Sordariales; Lasiosphaeriaceae. The transcript has a single exon. The record is from RefSeq and is a predicted model, not a curated record. The coding region runs from base 103 to 516 and encodes 137 amino acids.
UGCCCAGUAACAGGAUUGAACUGUUGACCUUCGCAUACCCAGAUACUGCCUUUCGACGGUAUUAGUACGACGCUGCUAACCAAACUGAGCUAACCGGGCUGGAUGCUAUUGAAGAACGGGGCGUGGACAAAGCAUAUUGCUCCUAGGCGGCUGGAAGAAAGAAAAUUCUUCAGUGCCGUGGAUCUGGAUGGAGCCCAGCGGAGUGGGGACCGGAGUUGCGGAGUGACAGAACAUGUUUUACAGCGUGUCGGAACUCGGAACGGCUGCGCGACACCAGGCCAGCGGAGACGGGCUGACGGCAGUGGGCUAUCGGGCCGCGUUGCACUGGGUGAUUUGAGCUCCUUGAUUUUAUUCAUGCCUUUCGGACUCUUGGUGGCCUGGUGCUCUCACGCGGCGCGUCUCGACCCGGGCUUGGGCAUUCUGUAUUUCAUCCCUGCUGCUAUCGUGUGCAGCCAAUGGAGCGCGCGACAAGUCCGUCCGAGGCGCUAUGGACAAUCACAAGUGGGGCUCAUGUAGGUGCCGCAGCGUCAGCACUGGCCAUCCGCA